CCGUAAGUCGGGCGGCCGCGUAGUUGCUGCAGCCACUGCCGCCGCCGCCGCCGCCACAUUCAACAGGCAGCUGCGCUGCGGUCGCGCGGCCGCUGAGUCCCGAGCGGCCGGCGCCGUCCGUCCUUCCACCCGCAGGUUCCUGUCAACAGGGACGCGGCACCCGCGCUGCCGGGCCCCGCGGCUCCGGCCUGCCGUCCAGUCGGCGCAGCAAACCCGGAGGACCCUGGAUGUUGAUGGACCCGCGAAGUUAAGUUCUGGGCUCGUCCUUCCACUCCGCCGCGCCUUCUGCUGAGCUGCGUCCGCUCGCGGCACCGAUCUUGGCUUCCCCCGAAUCUCGGACCGACUCUUUCCCUUCCAGCCUCCUCUUUUAGGGCUGCGUCUCCCCCUUCUUGGCUCUCCGGCGGCUGGGGGAGGGGCGGGGGGUCACCAUGGCCGAAGCGCCCCAGGUGGUGGAGAUCGACCCGGACUUCGAGCCGCUGCCCCGGCCGCGCUCGUGCACCUGGCCGCUGCCCAGGCCGGAGUUUAGCCAGUCCAACUCGGCCACCUCCAGUCCGGCGCCGUCGGGCGGCGCGGCCGCCAACCCCGACGCCCCAGUGGGCUUGCCCUCGGCUUCCGCGGCCGCUGUCAGCCCCGACUUCAUGAGCAACCUGAGCUUGCUGGAGGAGAGCGAGGACUUCCCGCAGGCGCCCGGCUCCGUGGCGGCGGCGGUGGCGGCGGCCGCAGCUGUCGCCAGCGGGGGCUUGUGCGGGGACUUCCAGGGACCGGAGGCGGGCUGCUUACACCCGGCGCCGCCACAGCCCCCACCGCCCGGGCCGCUGCCGCAGCACCCGCCGGUGCCACCCGCCGCCGGGCCACUCGCAGGACAGCCGCGCAAGAGCAGUUCGUCCCGCCGCAACGCGUGGGGGAAUCUGUCCUACGCCGACCUCAUCACCAAGGCCAUCGAGAGUUCGGCUGAGAAGAGGCUCACGCUGUCGCAGAUCUACGAGUGGAUGGUCAAGAGCGUGCCCUACUUCAAGGAUAAGGGCGACAGCAACAGUUCGGCGGGCUGGAAGAAUUCAAUUCGCCAUAACCUGUCUCUACACAGCAAGUUCAUUCGUGUGCAGAAUGAAGGAACUGGAAAAAGUUCUUGGUGGAUGCUUAAUCCGGAGGGAGGCAAGAGUGGAAAAUCCCCCAGGAGAAGAGCUGCAUCCAUGGACAACAACAGUAAAUUCGCAAAGAGCCGGGGCCGAGCUGCCAAGAAAAAAGCUUCUCUUCAAUCUGGCCAGGAGGGUGCUGGGGACAGUCCUGGGUCUCAGUUUUCCAAAUGGCCUGCGAGCCCUGGCUCGCAUAGCAACGAUGACUUUGACAACUGGAGCACAUUUCGCCCUCGCACAAGCUCCAAUGCAAGUACUAUCAGCGGGAGGCUCUCGCCCAUCAUGACGGAGCAGGAUGAUCUGGGAGAGGGCGAUGUACAUUCUCUGGUGUACCCACCAUCCACAGCAAAGAUGGCUUCCACCCUCCCCAGCCUGUCUGAGAUCAGCAAUCCUGAAAACAUGGAAAACCUGCUGGAUAAUCUCAAUCUUCUCUCCUCGCCAACGUCAUUAAACGUUUCCACCCAGUCUUCACCCGGCGGCAUGAUGCAACAGACACCAUGCUACUCCUUUGCGCCACCCAAUACCAGUCUGAAUUCACCCAGUCCAAACUACCAAAAAUACACGUAUGGCCAAUCCAGCAUGAGCCCUUUGCCCCAGAUGCCUAUGCAAACGCUUCAGGACAGCAAAUCAACUUAUGGAGGAUUGAAUCAGUUUAACUGUGCACCGGGACUCUUGAAGGAGUUACUUACUUCUGACUCUCCUCCCCAUAAUGACAUGAUGUCCCCCGUUGAUCCUGGGGUAGCCCAACCCAACAGCCGGGUCCUGGCUCAGAAUGUGAUGAUGGGCCCUAAUUCAGUCAUGUCAGCCUAUGGCAACCAGGCAUCACAUAACAAAAUGAUGAAUCCCACUUCCCACACCCACCCUGGCCACGGCCAGCAAACAUCUGCAGUCAAUGGGCGGGCCUUGCCUCACACAGUGAGCACCAUGCCUCACGCCUCGGGUCUGAACCGGCUGACCCCAUUGAAGACACCAUUACAAGUGCCUCUGCCUCACCACAUGCAGAUGAGUGCCCUGGGUGGCUACUCCUCAGUGAGCAGCUGCAACGGCUAUGGCAGGACCGGGGUCCUCCACCAGGAGAAGCUCCCAAGUGACCUGGACGGCAUGUUUAUUGAGCGCUUGGACUGCGACAUGGAGUCCAUCAUUCGGAAUGACCUCAUGGAUGGAGAUACUUUGGAUUUUAACUUUGACAAUGUCUUGCCUAACCAAAGCUUCCCGCACGUCAAGACUACAACACACAGUUGGGUGUCAGGCUAAGAGUUUAGUGAGCAGGCUAUACCUUAAAGUACUUCAAAUUGUCGUGACAGCAAGAACUGAAGAGAAGCAGUCCAAAGAUGUCUUCUACACCCCUCCUUUUAGUGUUCUUGAUUCAAAAAAGGAAAAAAAAAAAGAGAGAUCCUUUCUUUCUUUUUUUUCCCCUUUCGUCAGACUUGGCAACGAAGAUACUUUUCCUGUACAGGAUGUUUGCCCAAGGUUUGCAGGUUAUGUGCUGCUGUAGAUAAGGACUGUGCCAUUGGAAAUUUCAUUACAAUGAAGUGCCAAACUCACUACACCGUAGAAUUGCAGAAAAGACUUUCAGAUCCUGGUGUGUUUUUUCCAGUUUUGUAUAUAAAUGGUAGAUGAUACAGAGUUGUAUUUGUGUGUGUGUGUGUAUGUGUGUGUGUGUGUGUGUGUGUAUGUGUGUGUGUGUGUUUUUUUAAUAUCCAUUUGGUCCAAGGAAAGUUUAUACUUUUUGUAAUACUGUGAUGGGUCUCAUGUCUUGCUAAGUUAAACUCUGGUUUGUACUACCUGUGUUCUGCUGAAGUAAGGAAUCACAAAGAACUGAGAUCUCCAUUCUGCACCUCACUGAAUGGCUCUGGACCUGUUCGCAUUGCCACAGGACUCACAUGAGAACCACGUAGCCUGUUAAUCAAUCUGCUGAAUUAAAGGACUUGUCAAACUUCUUUUUUUUUGGGGGUGGGGUGGGGAAUGAUUCAUGCCAGCCUUGUACAGGUCUUUUCUAAUUUUUUUUGUUGUUGGUUGUUUUGUUAUUUGCAAAUUUGUACAAACACUUAAAAUGGUUCUAAUUUCCAGAUAAAUGAUUUUUUGAUGUUAUUGUUGGGACUUGAGAUCAUUUUUGGAAUAGAUACUGAAUUGUAAUGUUUUUCUUAAAACUAGGGUCUACUUUGUUACAUUGUCUGCUUGUAAAUUUGUGGAAACAAGUAUCUGGGGACAGCAUUCAUAUUUUGCUUUUUUUGUAUUUCUAACUGGAUUAGUACUAAUUUUUAUAUGUGCUUAACUGGUUUGUAUACUUUGGGAUGCUACUUGGUGAUGUUUCUGACUAAUCUUAAAAAUCAUUGUAAUUAGUACUUGGAUACUCAACGUUUCUGGCCUUGUUUGGGCAGGAAAGUGAUGUAUAGUUAUGGAUACUUUGAGUUUCAUACUUAGAAGAGCUAAAUGCGUUUUUUAUGUAUGUAUUUUAAAGACUUUUCACCUGCUCUCCUACCCUGUGAUCUGUGUACACUGCAUACAUAGUGUCAGGUUUUCUGAUGCCUGUGUGUGUUGCAUUGUUGUUCCCCGGAGGCCUCAUCAUGUUUGUAGAUUAGGAAUGGCAGGAGACUGGCAUAUCUCAAACUCCCUUUGUUUAACUGGAGGUUUUGGUCAGCUUAGUGGACCUUCACUAAAAGUUUCCCUCAUAUCUCUGCGCUCUGAUUUCGGUUCAGACAGAGAUUGUUUUGUAGCUCUGCCCUGAGAAAUCAUGUCAGUCCUCAGAUUCCAGCCCUCUCCCCUCUGCCCUGAAAAGCUGGAAGGAGAUUUAAAAGCAGGAUUUCAGUGAUUUGUGGAGUACUUUUUAAGGAUAGAUGGCUACCAAGUGGAAUAGAACUGGUUUCAAAAUGGGGGCUUAAAUCAAGGAUUUGUGAAUUUCUUAGGCUUUUAGCAGUCAGGAACAAUAAUUAUGACUUUGGUACUUCAUGGUUACCUGUAACUGACAGCUGGGUUUAUUGGCUUUAUCUCUGGACUCCAUCCAUUAGUGUUCCCAAGUCCUGUGGAAUGCUCAAUGUCAUGACUUUGAGAAGAACAGGUCUGCAGCAGUGUUGCUGUUGCCUUCUUUAGGUAGUCUCUGACUUGUGUGCACACUGCUCAUGCCAGCCUGGCUCUUUCUUGAUGGCAGUUGUGCCUCAGUUGACUUGUUCCCUACAUGUUAAAAAAAACACAAGUGUUCCUGAUAAAGUUCCCACAACAGGACAGCUCUGCCACUAGCUUCCCCUGUGACUUUUCCUGUUGCAGACAUUUAUUGAGUAGCCAUGUUUUAACAAUCAUCAAGGCUCAUUUUUAGAAACCUUGAUUCCCCGAGCAGCGCCUCCUGCCCAUGGAAUAGAACGUGUUGAUGGAGAGAACCUGUACGCUCUCUUCUCUUCCCAGGUAUUUGCACUUUUCUCCCUCCCACACCAUGGCUUCUUCAGUACAGAAUGAACCUCGGGGCCCCUGCUCUACCACCACACAGGCAAACCACAGCCAAAGUCAUUUGAUUACUUAAUAGAGUGACUUGGAAGAUGCCCCACCUCCAUUUGCUUUGUGUUGAAAUCGUGGAUAGUAAUCAGGGGUUCAGUGAAGUCCAGUGAAUGUUGCCUUGUCUCUCUUUUCUUGAAAGCAAAUAUCAUGGGGUCUCUGGGAGUUCUUUUGCUAUAAAGAAUACUGACUUUCGGGAGUAAUUAGUAUAUUACUGUACAUGAUUGCUUUGUGAAAUGUGCAAAUGAUAUCACCUAUGCAGCCUUGUUUGAUUUAUUUCCUCUGGUUUGUACUGUUAUUAAAAAACAUACUGUAUUAUAGAGCUAUUCAGAUAUUUUAAAUAUAAAGAUGUAUUGUUUCCGUAAUAUAGAUGUAUGGAAUAUAUUUAGGUAAUAGAUGCAUUACAUGGAAAGUUUUGCUUUGACAAACUGACAAACAUCUAGGUCAAUUAGUAAAUGUUGUGACCCAGUGAGCUGUAAAUUGAUGGAAUGCACCAAGAAGAGGAUAAGGACAAGAAAAUGGAAACCAAUCUCCGAAAGGUGUACAAUUUGAACUUGCUCAACUGCUUGGAUAUAUAUGACAGUGCUCUCUUCCCCAUCCUCUUCACUCCGCUCCCCACACAGAAACAACUUGAAUUUCUUAGUUUCAGCUCUUCAGAAUUUCUAAUUUAUAACUGAGUUUUAAAGGAGGAGUUUCUCUUGUGGUUUGAGUUGGGGAGUAAUCUUUCAGUAAAAAGUGUGGUGUUUUUUUUUUUUUUUUGUUUUGUUUUUCAAACAAAGUAGCCUCGAUCCCUCCUGGUGGGGGGCGGGGGUGGGGGGAGGCACAGCUUGGCACCGGGGCCAGUGAUGGCCUCCUAAGUCUUAUCAGGGUAGAGUCAUGCCCUCCCGAGUUUCACCACCAAGAGUAGUAACAGUGAGGAUUCCACAUCCCUGCCCAAUACUCUCUGAGAAGUGCCUGAUGAUGCUGAUGUGCUUAACAGACACAAGAACAAUCCUUGCUAUAAUUGUAUAAAGCCAUAAAUGUACAUAAAUUAUCUUUAAAUGCU
Molecule: messenger RNA, 5664 nt
Organism: Perognathus longimembris pacificus (Pacific pocket mouse)
Lineage: Eukaryota; Metazoa; Chordata; Mammalia; Rodentia; Heteromyidae
Gene: Foxo1
Product: forkhead box O1
Exons: 3
Coding region: 429-2387 (652 amino acids)
Biological process (GO): regulation of transcription by RNA polymerase II; insulin receptor signaling pathway
Cellular component (GO): nucleus
Molecular function (GO): RNA polymerase II cis-regulatory region sequence-specific DNA binding; DNA-binding transcription factor activity, RNA polymerase II-specific
Source: RefSeq, a predicted model, not a curated record